GCCCAAGGAAAGCCCCUGAAGCUCACCAGGAGGAAGACGCAUGCAGGGCACUCCCGGAGGAGGGACGUGCCCUGGGCCAUCCCCCAUGGACAGGCGGACACUCCUGGUCUUCAGCUUUAUCCUGGCAGCAGCUUUGGGCCAAAUGAAUUUCACAGGGGACCAGGUUCUUCGAGUCCUGGCCAAAGACGAGAAGCAGCUUUCACUUCUCAGGGAUCUGGAGGGCCUGAAGCCCCAGAAGGUGGACUUCUGGCGUGGCCCAGCCAGGCCCAGCCUCCCCGUGGAUAUGAGAGUUCCUUUCUCCGAACUGAAAGACAUCAAAGCUUAUCUGGAGUCCCAUGGCCUUGCUUACAGCAUCAUGAUAAAGGACAUCCAGGUGCUGCUGGAUGAGGAAAGAGAGGCCAUGGCGAAAUCCCGCCGGCUGGAGCGCAGCACCAGCAGCUUCAGUUACUCCUCAUACCACACCCUGGAGGAGAUAUAUAGCUGGAUUGACAACUUUGUAACGGAGCAUUCCGAUAUUGUCUCAAAAAUUCAGAUUGGCAACAGCUUUGAAAACCGGUCCAUUCUUGUCCUGAAGUUCAGCACUGGAGGUUCUCGGCACCCAGCCAUCUGGAUUGACACUGGAAUUCACUCCCGGGAGUGGAUCACCCAUGCCACCGGCAUCUGGACUGCCAAUAAGAUUGUCAGUGAUUAUGGCAAAGACCGUGUCCUGACAGAUAUACUGAAGGCCAUGGACAUCUUUAUAGAGCUCGUCACAAACCCUGAUGGGUUUGCUUUUACCCACAGCAUGAACCGCUUAUGGCGGAAAAACAAGUCCAUCAGACCUGGAAUCUUCUGCAUUGGCGUGGAUCUCAACAGGAAUUGGAAGUCUGGCUUUGGAGGAAAUGGUUCUAACAGCAACCCCUGCUCAGAGACUUAUCACGGGCCCUCCCCUCAGUCAGAGCCAGAAGUGGCUGCCAUAGUGAACUUCAUCACAGCCCAUGGCAACUUCAAGGCUCUGAUCUCCAUCCACAGCUACUCUCAGAUGCUCAUGUACCCUUACGGCCGAUCGCUGGAGCCCGUUUCAAAUCACAGGGAGUUGUACGAUCUUGCCAAGGAUGCGGUGGAGGCCUUGUAUAAGGUCCACGGGAUCGAGUACUUUUUUGGCAGCAUCAGCACCACCCUCUAUGUGGCCAGUGGGAUCACCGUUGACUGGGCCUACGACAGUGGCAUCAAGUAUGCCUUCAGCUUUGAGCUCCGGGACACUGGGCGCUAUGGCUUCCUGCUGCCUGCCACACAAAUCAUCCCCACGGCCCAGGAGACGUGGAUGGCGCUCCGGACCAUCAUGGAGCACACCCUGAAUCACCCUUACUAGCAGCACGACUGAGGGCAGGGCAGGAGGCUCCAUCCUUCUCCCCAAGGUCUGCGGCUCCUCCUGAAACCCAAGUUAUGCACCCCCAUCCCCAUGCCCUCAUCCUGACCUCUUAGAAAAUAAAUACAAGUUUGAACAGGC
Rhinopithecus roxellana (golden snub-nosed monkey) is the source of this 1489-nucleotide messenger RNA. It is a transcript of the gene CPA5, whose product is annotated as carboxypeptidase A5. NCBI's taxonomy places the organism in Eukaryota, Metazoa, Chordata, Mammalia, Primates, Cercopithecidae. The transcript has 11 exons. Bases 41 to 1351 code for a protein of 436 amino acids. Gene Ontology annotation, biological process: proteolysis. The record is from RefSeq and is a predicted model, not a curated record. Gene Ontology annotation, molecular function: metallocarboxypeptidase activity; zinc ion binding.